AUGCGAGCGCUGCAGCCUCCGCUUCCGGGGCCUGGGCCUGGGCCCCCCGGUACCCCCGGUACCCCCGGUACCGGCCUGCUGGUGCCGCUGGGCCCCGAGCUGCAGGCCUGCCCGCGGGAGCUGCUGCGGCAGCGGCGAGGCCACGACGGCCAGCCGCAGUACCUGGUCCGGUGGAGCCUCGUCCGCUCGGAGGAGCGAGCGGCGGGCGGCGGCUCCUCCGCGGGGCCCGAUGCCGGGAGCGUGUCGCUGUGGAUGUCCGCGGAGGAGGUGUGCGCCAGCUGCCCGGCGCUGCUGGGCGAGGGGAAGCCGGCGGGGCCGCGGGCCGAGGGGGAGAGGGCGGCCGGCCCGUUCCCCGCGGGCGGCGCGGCGCCGAACGAAGCCUCGCUGCGGGAGAUGGAGGCCGACGUCAGGAGCCUGGUGCGGCGAGCCGGCCGGCAGCUGGGCGGCACCGGGGCCCCCGAGGCCGCCUCCGUGCUCAACACCGUGCACGUGCUGAGCGCCUACGCCGGCAUCGGCUCGCUGGCGGGCGCCUUCAGGGAGACGGGAGCCCUCGACCUGCUGGCGAAGAUGCUGUGCCACAAGGAGAAGCAGAUCUGCCGCAGCGCCGGCAAGAUGCUGAGGGCCCUGGCUUCGCACGACGCAGGGAGCUGGGCUUAUGUCCUGCUGUCCCUGAGCCAGCAGGAUGGCGUCGAGCAGCACAUGGACUUUGACAGCCGCUACACCUUGCUGGAGCUGUUUGCUGAGACGACAUCGGCGGAAGAGCACUGCAUGUCCUUCGAGGGCAUCCACCUUCCACAGAUCCCCGGGAAGCAGCUGUUCACCCUGGUGAAGCGCUACCUGCGCGUCACUUCCCUCCUGGACGAGCUCGGCAGCGGCGAGGAGCAGGGCGGGGAGCAGCCGGAGAGCAGCCGCGUGAAGCAGGAGUUUGAGUUCAGCAUGGCGAUGGCCGGCCUCAUCGUGGAGCUGCUGCGUGCCAUGGGCUGGGAGCACAGCCACGAGCCAGAGCCGCCGGCCCGACAGGAGGCGAAGCCUCGCACCGCCCGCUCCAUCUUCCAGCAUGGGGCCACAUCCUGCACCGCUGCCCAGGCAGCCCCCGCUCCCCCACCGAAAGAGCCCAGCGCCUUCAAGACGCGCUCGGCCUUCCCGAGCCGCAGCAGCUACGUGGAGUACGUGCGGGCGCACCUGGUGCGCGGCAUGCGGGUGCGCUUGCUGGAGGACUACGAGCAGGUCAGCGCGGGGGACGAGGGCGAGUUUCGCCAGAGCAACGACGGCACGCCGCCCGUGCAGGUGUACUGGCAAGCCCUGGGCUGCACUUACUGGGUUCACUGGCACAUGGUGGAGAUAAUCGGCUCUUCGGGGCAGGAGGAGCAGGAGGGCCGGCAGAGGGGAACGACGCUGACAAACAGCCAAAAACUGGCAGCGGUCGCGCAGCCGUUCUUCUCCAAGCCCCUGGGGGGGCUGUACUCCCUGCCGUACCUGGGGGAGCAGCCGAGCAAGGCUGCGGAGACGCUGAGCCGUGCCGAGUGGUGGGAGCUGCUCUUCUUCGUGAAGCAGCUGGAAGCGCAGGAGCAGGAGGAGAUCGCCGGCCUCGUCCAGCGGGAGCAGGCAGAGCAGCUGCCGGGGCCGGACGAGGAGGCCCUGAUCCGGCUGCCGGUGCCCGUGGGGCUGGCCCGGAAGGUGCUGCGGGUCCUGGAGGAGCGGAGCCGGGGCAGCGCCCGGGGCCACCUGCGCGGCUCCCGCGUCUACGGCAAAUGCUGGCCGGGCAGGGGGGCCGAGCGGGACGGCGGGGGCAGCCCCGCGGCGUCCUCGGAGGGUGCCGGCUGCGGGAGCGCCGGCCCUGGAGCCGCGCCGGCCGAGGCAGCGAAGGACGAGGACGGCGUCUGCGCGGUGCUCGAGUCGGAUGCCCAGCUGUUCAGCGAGCUGCUGGAGAGGGAAGGGCUGCGCUUCCCGGCGGCGGCGGAGAGCAGAGCGUGCGGCAGCUGCGAGGGGGGCGAGCAGCAGGGGCUCGCUGGAGGAGGUGGCGCAGGUGGCGGAGGCGAUCCGGAGGCAGCGGCUGCGAGGCGGAGCUCGCGCGUGGCUGGGCUGCAGCACAUGGUGAGGGUCCUGCAGGAGGAGCCGGAGCCGGAGCGGCAGGAGGGCGGCGAGGCCCGGGGCGGGCCGGGGACCAGGGAGAAGCUGGUGAAGGCGGCGGUGGAGCUGCUGAGCGCCGAGGCGGCCGAGAAGCGCCUGGUGGUGCUGGCGCUGCGGCUGGUGGCCCUGCUGAUGGAGAGGCGCGACUGGCGCGUGCCCUUCGCCAUGGAGGGCGGCGUGCGGGCCGUGCUGGCCUGCAUGCGGCAGCACGCCGCCUCCGCCCUGGUGCAGCAGGCGGGCCUGGCGCUGAUGCGGGAGGUCUUCGCCAGCAUCGGCUCCGCCUGCGGCGAGGGCUCGCCGGGCCUGCUGAGCGCCAUCCCCGCCGCCGUGCGCGCCAUGCGGAGCGUCCCGGGGGGCUCCUCGGGCGUGCGGAACGGCUUGCUGGUGCUGAAGAUGCUGGUGGAACGGCCACCGGGGCCUGGCGGAGCGGCUGGCGCGGAGGCGCUGCUGGAGGCGAGGGAGCCCGCGGGCGGCCCGGGGGACGGCGCCUUGUCCGAGGACGUGGUGGUGGCCCUGGAGCGGCAGCUCUGCGGCGGGGGCCCCGUCCCCUCCGUGGGGCCGGAGGGGCUGCGAGGGGAUCUGGGGGCCCUGCGGGACGCGCCCCUGCGGGCUCGGCCCCGGCCUGGCAGGAGGAGCAGGGCGGCGGGGCUGCCCCUGGCGGGGCUGUCUGCGCGCCGUGUCCUGAGCGGGCCCCGUGCGUCGCUCAGGAUCCUGAACAAGUUCCUGGACGGUUACCGGGAGGACGCGCUGCCCUGGCACGAGUGCGUGGAGCCCUGCUUGUCCUCCCUGAGCACCCACGGCAGCGACCGGGAGGUGGUGCAGGAGGUCGUCGGCUUCCUGCACCGCCUGGCCGCCGCCAGCAAGGACUGCGCGGUGGCCAUGUGCCGCGCGGGCGCCCACGAGGCCCUGGCCAAAGCCCUGGAGAAACACAGACGCUGA
This is a messenger RNA of Cygnus atratus (black swan), 3069 nucleotides long. Its product is annotated as cullin-9-like. NCBI's taxonomy places the organism in Eukaryota, Metazoa, Chordata, Aves, Anseriformes, Anatidae. The record is from RefSeq and is a predicted model, not a curated record.